Messenger RNA from Fusarium pseudograminearum CS3096, 1824 nucleotides. RefSeq lists its product as uncharacterized. The transcript is spliced from 3 exons. The record is from RefSeq and is a predicted model, not a curated record. Bases 1 to 1824 code for a protein of 607 amino acids. Lineage: Eukaryota; Fungi; Ascomycota; Sordariomycetes; Hypocreales; Nectriaceae.
AUGUCGUCACCGCGCCUGUCCGUUGCCAUCUGUGGCGGAGGAGCUUGUGGCUUGGCCGUUCUACUGUGCCUCAUGGAGGAGCUCAAGAAAUCGUCGCGCGUCAGUCACAUAUACAUGUGCGAAAAGCAACCCGUCAUAGGGCCAGGGCUUGCAUACUCUUCGGCGUGCAGCGAGGCCAUCAUCAACAUGUCUGCUGAUACCAUGGGCCUUUACCCAGGCGAUCCUUCGCACUUUAGUCGUUGGGUGGCCUCCAAUCACCCCCAACUUGAUGGAGCUCGAUACCCACCGAGACGUAUAUAUGGGCAAUAUCUUGUCUCCCUCUUCCAGACGGCGAAGGACGACGCUGUCGCUCAGGGCAUCCAUUUGGAAGUCAAAGAGGGCGAGCUGAUCGAUCUUUGUCUAUCGGGCGAUAAGUUUGUCCUGAGAAACGACAACGGCGGAAAACUAGUAGUUAAUAGAGUGGUGCUCGCGCUUGGUAACUUUACCGCCUGUACACAAUCGCACCUCAUAGGCCAUGCUGGAUAUGUGGAUACACCCUGGCCUCUACAUGAUCUAUCAUCAAUCCCAGCAGCGUCGAGAGUUUGUGUCGUUGGUUCCAGGUUGAGUGGUCUUGAUGUUGUGUUGCAUCUAGCUCAGAACGACCACAAGGGCCCCAUAUACCUUGCCUCGCGAAGUGGAUGCCUUCCUAGCGUUCAGAGCCUUCGCGGCCAGGGAUACAAGGACACAUAUAAGCUACAUCUUCUAGCUAGAGACUUAGAAUACGACGCCGGCAUCAGCGACUGGGAUCAGUUCUUCCAGAAAAGGGAUCCUCUGGUCAAGCUGUCGCAGGACAUUUCAGAUGCCGAGAAUGGCACAAAUCAGUGGAGAGCUUUGGCCGACGCUAUUGCGCCAAAUUUAGAAAGGUACUGGAGUCACCUUACUUCCAAAGAUCAACUACUUUUCUUAGACAAGUGGUGCAGUAUGUGGUAUACCUAUGUCCACGCAAUGCCAUACGAAAAUGCCCUGAAACUACAGAACCUGUUAAGGAGCAAAGCGGUCAAAGUGUUACAAUGUAGUCGACUUUACCAAAGAGCAUCCGGAUUUACCAUUACGUCUCACGAUGAACACAUUGAUGUCGACUUUGUUGUUGAAGCCACUGGUUUUGAGACGAACGUAUCUCAAAUCCGAUCACCGUUUCUUCACAGUAUCCUUCAGUCAAGGAUAUUAGAGGCACACCCGGUGACUGGAUUGUCGCUUGAUCAACACACACUGGAAUCAACGACUACUCCUGGUAUAUACGCUAUUGGAUCUUUGUCUACAGGUGUGCACUUUUAUACCAAUGGCAUCGAUCGAAAUGUUGCUCAUGCGUCGCGCAUUUCGCGCCAUUUGGUUGGCAAGCCGGUUUAUUCACCAGCGCAUGUAGCUAUUAUACUUCCAGAUGGCGGGAUGGGAUGGGCCGGAACCCUUUGCAGAGCCAUCACAACCAUGGUUCAAAGCAACAUGAUCCCGUUCCUGUACCGAUCUGUAAGACAAUGUUGCUCCAGAGAACAAGGAUCAACGUCAAGUGACGAAUUUCACUGCGGAGCUUGUGGGAAUGGCGCAAACCUUACUGGCCAAUGUGGUGACGGUCUAAAGAACCAUUCAUCUCAUGAUUCUGACCGAGCGUUGUCCCAUCUAUGCCAAAGACUCGGCAUGUUCACAGGAGAAUGUUUUGACUUGAACAUAUCCUUCCUCAAUACUCUUGGAGAGCAUCACAUUGACAUUGGAUUACUUGUUCAAGACGAACCUAGGUUGGUCAAUCGAAAGACCCAGGUUGCGAUGGAAAAGAUAUGUAUGGGAAACUAA